CGUGUAUCCUCCGGGCCUGCCUUACUUCCUCUCUCCAACUUUUCCGCCCAGCAGCCGAAAUUCUGGCCGUCUUUCCUUUUUCCAUUUCCAACACAGGAUCGACACUAGCUCGGAGAUGCAGCCAUGCCCUUGGUAACCCUUGUAAGAUGGGCUCUCGAUAACACGUCCCAUCAUCCAUGUCUCACCCACCUCCUCUGCCUGCUAGAAACUAGAGCUCGAGCUCUCCCCGCGAUGCCAUGCCAUGGAUACUGCCGCCCCACAACAGUCGUCCCCCUCCCUACCUUCAUUCAUGAUUAUAUCCCCCCCUCCCUUAAUGAUCCCCGAUUUCUCCGUUCAAUCCACACCACUCGCGCGUCUUUAUGGGGCGUCUUCUGGGGUGCAGUUCAAUCACUACUCUGCGCUGCAUGUCCCUUGACCGGUUGGUUCUUCGCUGGCCGUGGCUCGCGGAACUGGCAGCCACCACGAACCCCGCCCCACCUCGUCGCUCGAUCGCAAAUCGGAUCGAAUCACCGAAGGGGCAUCCACCUCGCUCAACGAAUUCCAUACUACCUACGUAGUAGCUGGCGCACCUUCGCUUGUCCCCGACACCACCCACACAAAGUGCCCCGCUCAAAGGUAGACGUGGUCUAGUCGCCCUUGGGUUAUGUUCAUUGGCUGUGGCCGAUCUUAGCGGUUUGAUAUACACAAGGAGAGUGCCGCUUAUACUCCUGGGCUAGCUCGCGCUCGCCGACCAACAGUUGAAGAGACAA
Messenger RNA from Lasiosphaeria miniovina, 749 nucleotides. RefSeq lists its product as uncharacterized. The transcript has a single exon. Bases 124 to 630 code for a protein of 168 amino acids. The record is from RefSeq and is a predicted model, not a curated record. Lineage: Eukaryota; Fungi; Ascomycota; Sordariomycetes; Sordariales; Lasiosphaeriaceae.